GGGUGGUUUCAAGCGCUAGCCAGCGAUGCCUGUUCGACCGAAGUACAAAGUUCCCGUUGCAGCCGAAACAACGCAACAACAGUCCAAAAUGGCGGACAAAAGCCGAGAUAUUUUGCCGGAAACGCGGCCAAAAACGGAAUGACCCGAUCUGCUGAGUAAGUGCCUUAAAGCAGCCUUUCUCCUGCCUGCAUCCUCAAACUGCAACGCUCACUCCGGUACUGAGCAGCAUCAACGAAAAACCAUGGCUAAAACUGCGAUCGCUUAUAAGGAGAAGAUGAAGGAGCUGUCUGUUCUGUCCCUCAUCUGCUCCUGCUUCUAUCCUGAGUCACGCAACAAACUGGUUUGCGAAUUCGAAGACAUGGAGGUGAAGGCCAUCAACAAGCGGGCUUCUGGCCAGGCCUUUGAGGUGAUCCUUAAGCCACCGUCACCGGUGACUGACGCAGGCUACAGCAUCACCUGGCCCCCCAAGAAGAGAGAGGUCUCCCUGGAGGACAUCCAGAAGAAAAUGGAGGCUGCUGAGGACCGGAGAAAAUCCCAGGAGGCCCAAGUGCUGAAGGCGCUGGCCGAGAAGCGUGAGCACGAGCGGGAUGUCCUGCUCAAGGCCAUCGAGGAGAACAGCAACUUCAGUAAGAUGGCCGAGGAGAAACUGAUCUUCAAGAUGGAGCAGAUCAAGGAAAAUCGUGAGGCCCACCUGGCAGCCAUCAUGGAGCGCCUGCAUGAGAAGGAGCGGCACGCUGCUGAGGUGCGCAGGAACAAGGAACUGAGGGAGGAGCUGACGGCAUGAGCUGAGCGGCCCCCUGGCCCCCGCCCUGCCUCCCCACACCCUCGUCCCCUUCCCCACCGCUACUCCAGUGCAGAACGCAGGCCUUGGCCAUCCAGCAGGGGCAGGGAAGGACCAAGCAGCCCCCCACACUAUCAGCAUUAUCAAACGAAACAAAACGAAAAAGCAUUGCACUCCUUUCAGAAGAAUGAUUUGCUUGAUUUACAACAAAAGUGAACAUGGGUAUUGUUUUUGUAAAUAUUUCCUAUUGUGUUAUUUAUACAUAUAUAUAAAUAUAGACAAAUGUAUUUCGCUGUGCAGUUAUGGAUUUUGUUUAUAUACUUUUUUAUGUUCUUCAGAUCUGCAACAGUUUGUCUUGUAAUAAGCUUUGGUGUUGUGAGUUGGCAGUUGGCUGAUGUGUUUUCGACGAUGUCUGUCUAAGUGUCAUUGUUAAGAAUGCAAGGAGUUACUGCGCUCAGGCUCCAAGUAGAUAUAAGCUUUUUGGGGACUGAUAUAGCAUUGUGACGUUUACAAUUUCCUCAUCUCUUCUCCGUUCUCUCUUUCUCCUACACUUACACAUAGACACGCACACACACUUUCAGAGGCGUUCUCCCUGUAAGACUUCUGCCUGUUACGCUUUGCUGAUAACUCGAUAAGAUGGCGUUAAAGGACAGAGGCGUGCGCCGGCUGACGGAGCAGUGCUGUCUAAUCUGCAUGGCUCGCACGAUCCUUCCUAUGUUCGCCUUCAAUCAUAAGUAUUCCUCAUCGAAUGUGUGGAAAGCGCGACAUCUACUGGUCGAGUGGCAAACAAGCUUUUUCUUUUUUUAAUUUACUGGCCUGGGGUUACGCUUCUAUGCUGUUUACGGCGUUGGCCCUCCACUUUAUUCGACGUGGAAAUUUUAUGUAGACGACGAUGUGACUGCAGAACGAAAAAUAGCCUUCGUGCAACCGUGUAUCUGUUGGUCAGUAUUUGGAGGAGAAAACAUCAAAGCUUUCGAAAUAGGCAGCGGGGUUGUACUUGUACACAUCAACUGUCACGCUAGGAAACGCAGCUUGAGAAUGUUACAGUCGCGAUACAAGCGUGAAAGACGCUAUUGUCAGACAAAGGCCGCGUCACCACAGACAUAACAUAUCGAAAUAAUGCCAAAAAAGACACACGGCCCCGUGGUCAGUGUAGCUGGUUAGGAAUAGUGAUCAUGGUGUUGCAUCUUCAGCGGUCUUUACCUUUCUCUUGGAUUUGUAAUCGUCUUAGAAGAAUGUGUCCGCCUGCAUAUUCCGCUUCCUUUUUGUGUUUUUUCCUUCCCCAUAUAUCUUUGUGAACAAUCUGUGGUCAAUAAAGGUUUGGGGUUCUGUGAA
Molecule: messenger RNA, 2116 nt
Organism: Brienomyrus brachyistius
Lineage: Eukaryota; Metazoa; Chordata; Actinopteri; Osteoglossiformes; Mormyridae
Product: stathmin-2-like
Exons: 6
Coding region: 242-784 (180 amino acids)
Biological process (GO): neuron projection development; regulation of microtubule polymerization or depolymerization; microtubule depolymerization
Cellular component (GO): cytoplasm; neuron projection; growth cone
Molecular function (GO): tubulin binding
Source: RefSeq, a predicted model, not a curated record